GAUGAAUUCAGUGGCAGUGAAUUGAGACCGGAGGGAAUCUGGCCCCUAGAGGCUGGUACUUGGGCCCGAAACCCCCAUCUCCGGCGGAGAGACCGUCCGAGGUAAUUGUCUGCCACGAGUGCACAUUCUGAAAACAGGAGAUUUUAGUUCCUAAAAAUGGGAAGAACCUACAUUGUAGAAGAGACUGUUGGCCAGUAUCUUUCAAACAUAAAUCUCCAAGGAAAGGCUUUUGUCUCUGGCCUUUUAAUAGGACAGUGUUCGUCACAAAAGGAUUAUGUGAUUCUUGCCACUAGAACGCCACCCAAAGAGGAGCAAAGUGAGAACCUCAAACAUCCCAAAGCUAAGUUGGAUAACUUGGAUGAAGAAUGGGCCACAGAACAUGCCUGCCAGGUAUCCAGAAUGCUACCAGGGGGACUUUUAGUUCUUGGAGUAUUUAUUAUUACUACUUUAGAACUGGCAAAUGAUUUUCAAAAUGCCCUGCGUAGACUAAUGUUUGCUGUGGAAAAGUCUAUAAAUAGAAAGAGAUUGUGGAAUUUCACAGAGGAGGAAGUCUCAGAACGAGUGACACUUCACAUUUGUGCUUCUACAAAAAAAAUAUUUUGUCGAACUUAUGAUAUCCAUGAUCCAAAGAGUUCAGCAAGACCAGCAGAUUGGAAGUAUCAAAGUGGAUUAUCAUCCUCAUGGCUUUCUUUAGAGUGUACAGUUCACAUUAAUAUUCACAUCCCACUUUCUGCUACUUCUGUCAGCUAUACUCUGGAGAAAAAUACAAAGAAUGGACUUACACGCUGGGCCAAGGAAAUAGAAAAUGGUGUUUAUUUGAUUAAUGGACAAGUUAAAGAUGAAGAUUGUGACCUAUUAGAAGGACAGAAAAAAUCUUCUAGAGGAAAUACUCAAGCAACUAGUCAUUCUUUUGAUGUCAGAGUGCUAACGCAGUUGCUCCUGAAUUCAGACCACAGAUCCACAGCCACAGUCCAGAUAUGUAGCGGUUCUGUAAACCUUAAGGGUGCUGUGAAAUGCAGAGCUUAUAUCCACAGCAGUAAACCCAAAGUUAAAGAUGCUGUGCAGGCAGUAAAGAGGGAUAUAUUGAACACAGUUGCUGAUCGUUGUGAAAUGCUAUUUGAGGAUCUGCUUUUGAAUGAAAUUCCAGAAAAAAAAGAUUCUGAAAAAGAGUUCCACGUCCUCCCUUAUCGAGUCUUUGUUCCCCUUCCUGGAUCCACUGUAAUGUUGUGUGAUUAUAAAUUUGACGAUGAGUCAGCUGAAGAAAUCAGGGACCAUUUUAUGGAGAUGUUGGAUCACACAAUUCAAAUAGAAGAUUUGGAAAUUGCAGAGGAAACAAACACAGCUUGUAUGAGUUCUUCUAUGAAUAGUCAAGCUUCAUUGGACAACACAGAUGAUGAACAACCAAAACAACCAAUUAAAACUACAAUGUUAUUGAAAAUUCAGCAAAACAUAGGUGUGAUUGCAGCAUUUACAGUUGCAGUCCUUGCUGCGGGUAUCUCCUUUCAUUACUUCAGUGAUUAGGGAAACCUUAAAGUCUCAUCUCAAUAUGACAUCAAGUUCAAGCUCAAGACCCAGAAUCUCAUGAUCUAAACCAGUUUCAGUAACAUAUGAGGCACCUUUACUACAGUUUCCCUCAAUCCGAAGAUGUGUGAAACUAAAGACAAGUUUUCUUUCCCAUAUUCACCCAGCCUACGAUGGUGAGUCAGGCAAUAUACACUCUUGUUUAAAAAAGAGGAAAAAUGAGAGGUACAUAGCAGUGAAUGGUUCAUAGCAAUUCUGAACUCCAAUUGGGCACGUCUAAUUCCUUAUGAUUCUGGGAGCACAGAAUGUAUGUCAAUUAGGGCCUAAUUCUACCUGAGAGUGGUUCUCAACUCUUGGCUCUUCCCUGUAAGAUCUUGACUUUGCUCUGAGUCAUUCUUUUCCAUGACUUUUCCAUUAGAAAAUCCAUACUCAUCUCUUCAAGACAGGCCUGUCUCUAAUUUGAACUCAGAGGAUGUUGAGGAACAGCACCCUUAACUACCUUAGAUACUCAUUAUCGAGCAAAGUAAUCUACAAAAUGUGCUCAUAAGAUUCUUAGAAGUCUUUUUGUCUAGCUAAGAGGUCUAUGAGGCACUGGCUUAAAUAUUUCUGAAACCUUAAAGGAUAUUACAGAUGCACCGUUGAUCCUAAAUUAUCCUAAUUCUAUGGUUUACUAACAAUUCUUGAUUUGAUCUUUGCCAUAAGGUGAUUUCUUCCUUGAGAACCUCUUGCUGGCUGGAAAAGAUGUUCUACACACUUUAAAUAUUCUAUAAAUUUUGCUCCAAAACUGAACAGUUUCUUAGUUUAUUUCUCUCUUCUCCUGUUUGAUGAUAGGCAGCUAGAAGUAGUCAGGUGGCAUUUUCCAUGUUUGCCUGGAAGUCUCCUUGGAUAGAUUCACAAAUUUAUUAGGUUAUGUUUUCCCUUUAGCAAUUGCCAUGAGCUUAUUAGUUCUACCUUUCACGUUACUGCAAAUGAAAGUGUUGCCUUUCUGUUUUCUCAUUGAUCUUCUAGCCACCACUGUCUGUAUUUCCUGUUUAAUUCCAAAGUUGAGGCUACGUAAGUUUUGGGUUUGACCAAGUGGCACCCUAUUUCUAGAUACCAGUUUCUAUUGCAGUUAUCUUUUGCUCCACAACAAACAACCUCAAAACUUAGUGGCUUAAAGCAACCAUUUUGUUAACUCAUGACUCUUUGUAUAGAAGGAACUUAGCUGACUCAGUUGGGUGGCCCUGCUCCACGUGAUGCUGUGUGGGGUAUUCAAUUAUCUAAAGGCUGUGAUAUCCAAGACAGUUCAUCCACAUGGUUGACAGUUUAUCUGGUUUUCCUUCACGUGACUUUUCCAAAGAGUUUGGCUUCCCACAGCAUGGUGAUUGAAUUCCAAAAGGGAGUGUUCCAAGAUUCAGUGUUCAGAGAUGAAAGAUGUGGAAACUGUUCAUCCUCUCAAGGCCUGGUCUUCUCAGAAGUUCCAGAAUGUCACUCUUUGCAUUCUACUGGUCAAAGCAAACACAGAUCCAGUCCAGUUUCCACAGGAGAGGAAAAAGAAGCCCAUAUCUCAUUGGGGAAGUGGCAUAUGCUUGUAGAGAGAGAAAGAAUUGAUGGCAGUCAUUACUGGAGAUUUGUAACUACACAUUUUUAGUAUAUGUCAAAAAAAGAAGAUUGAAAAUAUAAUCAUACCUCAGAGAUAUUGUGGGCUGGGUCCCAGACAACCAAAACUAAGCUAAUAUCAUAAUCAAGUCACAAUUUUUUUUUGUUUUCCCAGUGCAUAUAAAAUUAUUUUUAUACUGUAGUCUAGUAAGUGCACAAUAGCAGUAUGUCUAAAUAACAAUGUAUAUACCUUAAUUUAAAAAUACUUUGCUGCUAAAAAUAAAAGUGGCAAUCCUCUGACCUUUCAGCCAUAAUCUUUUUGACCUUCAGUCAUAAUCUUCAUAACCUUCAGUCAUAAUCUUUUUGAUGGUGGAAGGUUUUUGUCUUGAUGUUGAUGGCUGUUGACUGAUUAGGGUGGUGGUUGCUGAAGGUUGGGGUGGCCAUGGCAAUUUCUUGAAAGACAAUGACAUUUGCCACAUCAAUUGACUCUUCUUUUCAUGAAAGAUUUUUCUGUAGCAGGUGAUGCCAUUUGAUAGCAUUUUACCCACAGUAAAACUUUCAGAAUUGGAGUCAGUCCCCUCAAACCCUAUGGCUUCUUUUUCAACUAAGUUUGUGUGACAUUCUGAAUCCUUUGUUGUCAUUUCAACAGUGUUCACAGCAUCUUUGCCAGGAGUAGGUUCUAUCUCCAGAAGCCACUUUAUUUGCUCAUCCUUAAGAAACAACUCCUCAUUCAUUCAAGUUUUAUCAUGAUAUCGCACCAAUUUAGUCACAUCUUUAGGCUCCACUUCUAAUUCUAGUUCUUUUGCUAAUUCUAUCACAUCUGUAAUUACUUCUUCCACUGAAGUCUUGAGCCCCCUCAGUCAUUCAUGAGGGUUGGAAUAAAAUUCUUCCAAACUCCUGUUAAUGUUGAUAUUUUCACCUGCUUCCAUGAGUCACAAAUGUUCUUAAUGACAUGUAGAAUGAUUAAGCUUUUCCAAAGUAUUUUCAAUUUAGUUUGUCCAGAUCCAUCAGAGGAAUCACUAUCUUUGGCAGCUAUCACCUUACAAAAUGUAUUUCUUAAAUAAUAAAAGUUGAAAGUCAGAACUACUUCUUGAUCCAUGGUCUGAAGAAUAGAUGUUGUAUUUGUAGGUAUGAAACAAACGUUAAUCUCUGCAUAUCUCCAUAAGAGCUCUUGGAAUAAUAUUUUGAAAGGAAUCGUUUUCUGAGCAUUAAGUUUCAACAGUGGGCUUAAAAUAUUCAGUAAAACAUGAGGAAAGUAGACGUGCUGUCAUCCAAGCUUUACUUUUCAUUGGUAGAGCAUGGACAAAGUAGAUUUUGCAUAAUCCUUAAGCGCCCUAGGAUUUUUGGAAUGGCAAAGGAGCUUUGGCUUCAACUUAAAGUCACCAGGUGCAUUGGCCCCUAAAACAAGAGUCCGUCUGUCCUUUGAAGCUUUGAAGUCAGGCAUUGACUUCUCCUCUCUAGCUAUGAAAGUAGAUGGGAUCUUCUUCCAAUAGAAGACUGUUUAAUCUACAUUGAAAAUCUAUUGUUUAGCCACCUUCAUUGGUUAUCUUACAUAGAUCUUCUGGAUAACUUGCUGCAGCUUCUACAUCAGUACUUGCUGUUUCACCUUGUACUUUUAUGUUAUUGAGAUAGCUUCUCUCCUUAAACCCCAUGAACCAACCUCUGCUAGCUUCAGACUUCUUCUGCUUCCUCACCUCUCUUAGUCUUCACAGAAUUGAAGAGAGUUAGGGCCUUGCUCUGGACUAGGCUUUGUCUUAAGGGAAUGUUGUGGCUGGUUUGAUCUAUCUAAACCACUCAGACUUUCUCCAUAUAAGCAAUAAGGCUAUUUCACUUAUUCAUAUGUUCACUGGAGUAGCACUUUUAAUUUCUUUCAAGAACUUUUCCUUUGCACUCACAACUUGGCUGUUUGUUGCAAGAGGCUUAGCUUUCAGCCCGUCUUGUCUUUCGACAUGCCUUCCUCAUUUAGCUUAAUCAUUUCUAGCUUUUGGUUUAAAGUGAGAGACAUAUACCUCUUUCUUUCACUUGGACACUUACAGGCCAUUGUAGGGUUAUCAACUGGCCUAAUAAUAAUAAUAUUGUGUUUCAGAGAAUAGGGAUAGGGAGAAAGACAGGGAAAUGACUGAUUGGUUGAGUAAUCAGAACACACACAAUUUUAUCAAUUAAGUUUGCCAUCUUAUAUGGGCAUGGUUCAUGGAACCCCAAAACAAUUAUAAUAGUGACAUCAAAGUCACUGAUUACAGAUCACUGUAACAGAUAUAAUAAGGCUGGGCAUGGUGGCUCAUUCCUAUAAUCCGAGCACUUUGGCGAGUAAAUCACUUGAGCCUGGGAGUUCAAGACCACUCUAGGCAACGUGAUGAAAUCUUGUCUCUACAAAAAGAAAAACAACAACACCAAACAAAAAUUAACUGGUUGUGGUUGGCACAUGCCUGUAGUCCCAGCUACUUGGGAGACUGAGGUGGGAAGACCACCUAAGCCUGGGAGGCCGAGGCUGCAGUGAGCCAUGAUUGUGCAACUGCAUUCCAGCCUGAGUGCACACACUGAGCCUGGGUGACACACUGAGACUCUGUCUCAAGAAAAAAAAAAGACAAUGAAAAUGAAGAAGUUUGAAAUAUUACAAGAGUUACCAAUAUGUGAUACAUAGACAGAAAAUGAGCAUAUACUGUUGGAAAAAUUACGAUAGACUUGCUUGAUGCAGGGUUGUAAAAACUUUCUACUUGUAAAAAAUGAGGUAUAUGUGAAAUGCAAUAAAGCCAACUACAAUAAAAUAAGAUAUGCAUGUUUAGGAGAAAGAACAGACAAAAGAGUUCCCUAAAGAAAUAGUUACUACAAAAAAAAAUCCACAUAUGACCCUUAAUCGCAGUCUGUCUUUUACUACAGUGCCUCUGUCUUCCUCUUUUUCACUGUGACAAUUCUGGGGACAAAUAAAAUGUCUUUUCUUUUACCUACCCCUACAAUCCUCAAUAGUCAAUAGGUUCAUGACUAUAUCACCAACAUAGCUAGGAAUAAUCAAGCCCUAUUAUAAUAUAAUGUCAUUAUGUUUGCUGACUCUUACCUAAAAGAUUUGUCUAAAUAUAAAUUAACCAAUGCAUAAUAAAUACCUGGUAAGUUGUUCUUGAUUUCUGAUUUUAACCUAAUAAAUAAUUAUGUUGGAAAUAUCAAGUCUGUUAAUGAAUAUUAAUCAAAGGUGGUCAAUGAGGUCUCAUAAAAUUUAUAACAUUUUAUUAAAAGGUAAAUUAAUAUGUUAAUAGGUAUUGAUUUGUUAGUUGUUAAGAACAAAGGAUGAAAGUAGAGUUAGAAGUUACAGUUGUUUGUUUUUGCCAUUUUGAAAGUGUUUCAGUUUCAUUAUUUCAUUGGAUUUUUAUAACAGUUUUGUAUUGUAUGUAGGGAAAAGAUUUGUUAGAUUCAAAUUGUAUUAAUAUAAUAGAAAUAGACUUUGAUUAUUAUUCAUAAGGACACAUAGAGUAGAUAUUUGGGUAAAUAACUAUUAUCUUUGUCUUAAUAAUCAGAAGUAGAUUAUUUCUUCUUUUUUCAUCUUUGUAAAAAUAUAGGUAUUUUAUUUACUUAACACCAUUAAAUGAAGCUAGAUUUUGUACUGUACUAUGGAACUUCUGAUCCCAGAAGAGCACUGUACAAAAAUCCUUAAUUAAAAAGGCUUGGUAUUUUAGAAAACUAUCCUUUAUUCAACUUGCUCAAUUUGUUGAGGAGAUUUUUUGUUUACAGAAUGGUGAAGAGGAACUUAAUGAUAGAGAUGAAGGUAGUUUAAUCAGGUCUUAGAUUCUAUUUUAGGCAAAUCCAAUUUAGUUGUAGAAACACCAGAUGCCUACCCCCAUGAUUAAAAUUCUGAAUGUCAAUAAGCUAAGAUGUUAGACUGCAAUUUCUGUGUUUAACAAAAAUAACCAACAUAAUUUUAAUAUUUUUUUCUGUGCUUUCAAGUUAGCACUAUUAAAAUAUUUUCUAGUUUUUAAUUAUAAGUAGUUAAUAAUUAUGGAGAAUUGAGUUAUAUUCCUAGAUCUGCCAAAAGAAAAAUAAUAAAACCUUGUGAAGUCAGUUAAUUCCUUUGAUCUUUAAGUGGGAACAAAUUCUAACAUUACACUAACUCUCAAUAAAUAGUGCUUUACAGUUUACAAAGUAUUUUCAUUUCUAUGUCACCCUCCCUCCCUUUUUUUUUUUUUGUUUUAAUAAUUCAGAAACAGGUUCAGGAAAGUCAUUUUCUAAGCCUAAAUAUUACUGUGCAUAUACAGAUUAAGGGGAAACAUACUGAUGAAAGGGAAUAAUUAAGCGUGUAGAAACAAGAUAGAUGACUGUACACAACUAAGAAAACAUAAACAUAAGAUUUUUGGAAUGUUGGAGAGGAUACACUUUAAAGCACAGGUGGCUCUUGGCCUUUAGAGAAGGAACACCUCUUCUAGCAUAAUAGCUCAGAGGGGGAAGAAAAUAGGUGUAAAUAUAUACGGACUUGUAGGUGUGCUGGUGAAAAGUUGAAGAUAAUCUCAUCUGAUGCUUCAGAUUUCUAUAAAAUUGUCAAGGUCAUCUUCCAAGAGUGAAGGAUGAUGAAAAUAAAGAUUUGUAAGAAGUAUUGCAAAGAAUGGAAUAUCAAGUGGCCAAAGAAAAAUCGUGGAAUUGCCAGAGAGUGGUAAAAAUCCUUCUGAGGUUAGUAAUCACAUGAUUAAGUUGUGUAUUUUUCCCCCAGCAAUCUUUGUCUUCUCGGAUUCAAGAAUAGAAAAAAAUGAAGAGCAAUAUUUGGGAGGCUUAUCUAAUAGACAGAUGAGUUGAAAUUAAAAAAGGUCAUAGAAAUUUAGUUUAAUGAUGGCCACAAAACUUAAGCAGAAAGGUAGAGUAAUUAGAAGGUCAAUAUUUGUCAGUUGCAAGGAUGGAAAAAAAGUGAUACAUACAAAUAGCAUGACCCUAAAAGAUAUGUAGUAUUUUUAUGGAAGCCAAUGAGAAGAAUAAUCUGGGGUAAGGGAUAGUGUCACUAAUGAUAUUUGAAUUCUGAAAUAAUACAAAAUCACCAUUUGCAAGCUUAAAGAGAAAGUGUACCCUCUUUGAAGAGGCAGAUUUCAGUAAUGGCAAAGAUGUGGAAGGAAUUCUUGGAUAAAAGGUUGAAAAUAGAGGGAAAUUCUGAUUUUAGAGAGCAAGGAAGUACAGACUUUCAUGGGGAUGGUGUAGUAGAGUAUUAAGGCGAAGGGCAAGCUGGGAGUGGGCAGGAAGUAGGGAGUGGGAAAAGUUGGUAGGGGGCUUAUGUUUUAGAUACUGAUUGUGAUUAAUGCAAGAUUAAGAAUCAUGGUGGGUUCAGUUUCAUAGUUUUUGAGGAUGUUAGAUUCUGGUUCUAAUAAAGAAUUUGUCUCAUUCAGCCUAAGUGAGUAAUUACCUCAGUGGGAACAAGUUUUGGUAGCUUCUCAUAUAUGGCUUGGAGGUGGGAGGGGACCUAGGUAUUGAUGCCAGCAACUAAAGACAUUAAGGCUACAGUAGGAACAUAACCUAUAGCUACAAACUGUGAGCUUUAUAUAUCCAACCUUAUAUUCCAGGUAGAAAUCCAACUUGAUCAUGUUUUAUCUUUUACAUACACUGUUGGAUUUGACUUGCUAAUAUUUUAUUUAAAUUUUUUGUUUCCAUACUUGUGGAAAUAUUAGCCUGUAAUUUUCCCUUCUCAUACUGCCCUUGUCCAGUUUUGGUACAAAGAUUAUAUGAGUUUAAUAAAAUGAGUUGAUAAUUAUUCUCCUUUUCUGUUCUCUGAAAAAGCCUGUGUAAAAUAAUGUUUCUUUUCAGAUUGAUAGAAUUAACUUAUAAAUACAUCUAGGCCCUGUGUUUUUUUGGGGGGUAAUAUUUUGUUAACUACUGUUCUGGUUUCUUUGCUGGUUACAGGGCUAUUCAGACUUUCUAUUUGUCUUAAAUCAAUUCUGGUAAAUUAUAUUUUUCUAGAAAUCUAUUUUUUUUGUUUUCAAAUUUGUUGGCAUUAAGUUGCUCAUAAUAUUUUAUAUCAUUUUUAUCUCAGCUCUAUCUAAGCAUGUGUUUUAAAAAAUUUUUUUAAUGUUGUUUAUUUAUGCUUUUCUCAUAGCCACCACACCCCCUGCAGUGAAUCUGGCAGAUUUUUUUUUUUUUUUCUUGAGACGGAGUCUCACUCUGUCACCCAGGCUAGAGUGCAAUGGUGUGGUCUCGGCUCACUGCAACCUCCACUUCCUGGGUUCAAGCAAUUCUCCUGCCUCAGCCUCCUGAGUAGCUGGGACUACAGGCGCAUGGCAACACACCAGGCUAAUUUUUGUAUUUUUAGUAGAGAUGGGGUUUCACCAUGUUGGUCAGGCUGGUCUCGAACUCCUGACCUCAAGAUCCAUCCGCCUCAGCCUCCCAAAGUGCUGGGAUUACAGGUGUGAGCUACCGCACCCGGCCAGAUAUUUAAAAAUCUUAUUAGAGAACCAAUUUUUGGCAUGUGAAUUCUAUCUAUAAAAUUUAUAUUAAUUUAUGCAUGUACUUAUUUCCUUAUGUUUGUACUUUGUGGGUUUGCUUUAUUUUCUUAACUUAGUUGGAAACUCAGGCCAUUUGUUUUAAGUCUUCUUUUGUAAUUUAUGUUUUUAAUAGUAAUAUUUUCUUGAUGUUCCAAAGUUUUGAUAUAAAAUACUCUUAUUUUUUUUUAAGUUUUAAGAAUUUCAGAUUUCCAGUAUAAUUUAUUCCUUGAACACAGAAGUUAUUUAGAUGUAUGUGUAUUUAUUAUUAAUAGCAAAUACAUAUUUGUAAUUAAUUUCUACUUAAUUGCAUUGUGGUCCUAAAGAGUAAUUUGUCUUACAGUAUACUAGUUCAUUAUUAACUUUUGAAAAUGUUCCUUGUGUGUUGGAGGUGGAAAAGUGGCUACUUUACUAAUUAUUAGUUACAAUGCUUUAUUUUUAUUAUUUUAUUAUUAUUAUUUUGAGACAGAGUCUCACUCUGUGGCGCAGACUGGAGUGCACUGGUGUGAUCUCAGCUCACUGCAACCUCUGCCACUUGGGUUCAAGCGAUUCUCUUGCCUCAGCCUUCCAAGUAGCUGGGAUUACAGGUGCCUGCCACCACACCUGGCUAAUUUUUGUAUUUUCAGUAGAGACGGGUUUCGCCAUGUUGCCAGGCUGGUCUUGAACUCCUGACCUCAGGUGAUCCACCCACCUCGGCCUCCCAAAGUGCUGGGAUUAUAGGCAUGAGCCACCGCGCCUGGCCAGUUGCAGUGUUUUUAAUAUGUCCUUUAGAUCAAACUUGUUAAUUCUGUGGUUAAUAUCUACAUAGAUACUAAUUUUUUGUUACGCGAUCUAGCAAAGGUUCAAAGAACUGCACUGAAAUUUCUGAUGGUGGAUUGCCACUUUUUUCCUGUAGUCUGUCAGUUUUUACUAUGUAUAUUCUGUGACAUUUUAUUAGCCAUAUAUAUGUUUAAAAUUUUUAGAUCAUCCUAGUGGUACUGUACCAUUUUAUAGUUAUGUAAUAAUGUAAGUAAUAUUAUGUAUAUAAGAUAUAUUUCUAUAUCUAAUAAUGCUUUUUCUCUUUAAAUGUAUUUGUCUGAUAUUAAUUGAUACUUGCUUAAAGAAUUGUAUUUGCUAGAUAUAGUUUUUCCAUCAUUUUACAUCUUGCUUUUCUGUAUCCUUAUGUUUUGAAUGUAUCUCUUUUGAAUAGCCAAUACCUGGGUUUAAAAAAUGUCUAAUUAGACAAUAUAUACCUCAUAACUGUUAAAUUGAAAUCAUUUAUGGUUUUUGUUACUAUUAUUAUGUUUGGAAUGAUUGCCUCUUUAAAUUCUUACUCUGGAACUGGAAAGAAUGGUAAAAUAACUCUGGUUUCAAAUAGAAACUCCUUGCUGCUCCUUCAGAGAAAGCCAAAUGGAGGUUUAAAAGUCCUUUCCAUUUCCCUACCAAAACAAAAGCAACAAAAAAGAAAAUUAAAAAUCCUCAUUCUCUGGAAAUGCUUGAAGAAGGGAAAAAAUAAAUUGGAGAUACAAUGAUUGGCAAAAAUGACAUCUUUAUUUAUUUUUAAUAAAAGAUAAAUGUAAUGUAGAGCCAUGGCCUUAUUCUUCUAAACUUCUGUGGGACUUACACAGUUUAUUAUGUAAGUCUCUGUAAUUCAAGUUACCCGGAAAGUUCAAUUUCAUGUGUGAUUAUUAUUGCCUAUUGAAAGUGCAUCUGAUUUGUUAUAACAGGAACCCUGUAGGGGAAAUAAUUGUAUGUUGUUAGCAAUGAAUAUAUGUAAACCUUUAAAAAUGAAUUAAUGUUUUUGAUAUAGCAUGUUUAAUUCAAGCUAGUCUGUGUUCAAUUAUUGGAAGCAGGGAGUGAACGCUCUAAGAAAUAAAAUAACCUAGGGUGAAACACCUUAUUUUAUGAAAAACUAA
Homo sapiens (human) is the source of this 11431-nucleotide messenger RNA. RefSeq names its product odr-4 GPCR localization factor homolog (gene ODR4). NCBI's taxonomy places the organism in Eukaryota, Metazoa, Chordata, Mammalia, Primates, Hominidae. The coding region runs from base 157 to 1521 and encodes 454 amino acids. The record is from RefSeq and is a predicted model, not a curated record. Gene Ontology annotation, cellular component: membrane. The transcript has 15 exons.